GUUUGAGUUGAGAAGCAUCUAAGGACAAAGGUGGGCUCCCAUCCCACACUUAUUUGUCAUUUGAGACAAAAGUGUGUACCCUCCCUCAUCCCUAUCAUCAAGCUCGACCAAGACCUCAAGAAAGGAAGAGGAAAAGCUCUCAAAACCACCUCCAUUGUUGCAGCACGAACUCAAUAAAGAUUGGUCCAAAAAGGAAGAUUAAAGAGAGAAAAAGUUGGGAAAAGUGUGAAUAAUUAAGGGUAUUUCAAGUGAUUUCACAAAGUUGGAAAAGUCGCCGGAGUUGUCGCCGGAAUUGACCAAAAGUCGCCGGAGUUUCACCGGAGUUCAACCAAGAAGGGUAGAACUUCAUAACGCUAGUUCAAGGUUGAAGCUAGGGCUUGCUACUUGCACCUCCUCACGGGUGAUAUCAUAUCGGGAAGACGUGGUUCGUGCUUUCCUUAUUUUCUUUCAAACUACCGAACACUUGCUCAUGGAUAUUUGUUUUACUAUAAACUAUUUUUGGGGCUUGCAUGCCCAUGUUGUUGGCCGGUUGUGGCUCAUGACUUACCGUUGAAUAUUUCCGCUAUUCAUUGGUUUAAAUGUGAUGUUGUUAUGUAUGUUUACUACUGAGUAUGGAUGGAUUGUUUUCUAGAACGCCUUGUGUAAUUAAGUGAGGUUGACUCGUGGGUGACGUCACUUGAUUAAACGGCGGUUGUACACGCGCUUGGAUUGCGGUCUGGGGCGUGACAAUUAAGUGGUAUCAGAGCCAUCUCAGUUCUAAACUAUAUAAUCAACCUCUCACAAAAGAUUUUACAAAAGAGUUUUACCGAAAACCAUGAGCAUUGUAUUUUGACGUUUAUAGGACUAUUGGUGCUUGAGUUGCAAGGCCUCUAACUGUUAAGACGGUACCCUUAACAAUUGGUAUGGUGGUGACUUGGGCCAAUACGUGUCUAUAACGUUCUUCCGUCAAUUGACAUUUAUAGGAGUCUAAUGACUCAUCCAUAUUUCUUUCAGAAAUGGAGGGCAGGCGAAUGGCAACCAGGAACAAUCCGAGGGGGCAGGCGCCGGUAGCAUCCCAAAGGGGAAGUCGGGCUGCAUCUCGGGGUUCAAGAGGAGGCCGUGGAGGCCGUGGAGGUCAUAGGGCUCAGACUGUGAGCGACGGCCAUGUUAGUUCAGUGUAUGAAACCAACACCGAAGACUACGACUCUACAUAUGUUCCGGAAACGGAGCAUGAGGAGACCCCAUAUGAUGGGGGUGACACGUACACUGACGAUGAUGAUGAAGAGAGUGAUGCCAAGUUCGCCCAAAUGGGCGAAUUACUCGAGUGGUAUCAAAAAGAGAAACUGAGGAGAGACCUUAGGCGCCAAGCAAGGCGUGGCUCUCGUGGUGGUUCGGGUCAAGGAAGCCGGGGGAGCUUCAAGGGCCACUCCCGUGGCGUCACAUGACGGGCGUGAAGGAGGUUUUUGUGUGAGAAUCUCCAAGUACCUCAAGGAGGCUAGGGCCUUGGGGUGUAAGUCCUUUGACGGCUGAUAUUCGUGUAAUUUCUGAUUGUAUGUUUGUAUUUUUAACUAGUUUUUAUUAGUUCUAGUUGUGGAAAUUACACACUUUUGGUGUAAUAUUUUAUUUUCAUUUUUAUUUGUAAUUUGUUUAGAUUAGGAUUAUUUUGAGCUAAACAG
Molecule: messenger RNA, 1655 nt
Organism: Cuscuta epithymum
Lineage: Eukaryota; Viridiplantae; Streptophyta; Magnoliopsida; Solanales; Convolvulaceae
Source: the annotation of a GenBank genome assembly